CGCUCACGAUACAAUACAAAUAUUUAACCGAUCAUUUUAUUAUUUGUUUAGAAGUAAUUUGUGUUGAUAGUGAUCAAAAGACAACGUUGGACGCGAUGUUCUUUGCUGCGCUGACCUCGCUCAUAUGUUUAAGACUAGUUCAAGGUGGAAUUUUAGAUACUCAAGAAUCCCAUUAUCAAUAUCUAGUUAGUGGAUGUACCUAUCACACCUGUGGUGUAAAUGCGCAAUGCACUAGAAGCCAUGAGGGGUUACCUGUUUGUUCAUGCCUGCCAAAUCAUAAAGGAGAUCCUUUGAGGCAGUGUUUUCGAUACGAAUGCAUAGGAAGUGAAGAAUGCAGACAAGACCAAGCUUGUAUCGACAAUAGUUGUGUUAACCCUUGUGUCAAUGCCUGUGGUACAAAUGCCAAUUGCAAAACGGUGGGCCAUAAUCCGGUUUGCAGUUGUCCUACCGGUUACACGGGAGAUCCAUUUACACAUUGUAGAGUAUUUAAUCCUGAAGAAUUAUGUCAUCCAAGUCCUUGUGGAGUCAAUACAAAAUGCACUGUUAGAAAUAACGUGCCAACAUGUUCCUGUCUGCCAGGUUUCACAAAGGGUAGCCCUCUAACUGGAUGUCAUCAUGAGUGCGAAUCUGAUUCUGAAUGCAGUUCUUCGCAAAUUUGUGAAAAUUUCAAGUGUACAAGUGCCUGCUCAAAAUGUGGAGAAAAUGCCAUAUGCAGUAAUGUUGUGAAUCACAGAGCCGUGUGUAAUUGUCCAACGAACUACAUAGGAGAUCCACAUCAUAAAUGUCGCCCGGAAUGUUACACAAAUUCAGAAUGCCCUUAUAAUAAACCAGUGUGUGUUAUGGGAGGUGUUUGCCAUAAUCCCUGUGAAAAUGCAUGUGGGGCAUACGCCAAUUGCGAGUUAAGACAAACUACGCCAGUUUGCAGUUGUCCAAAACAUAUGACCGGGAAUCCUCUAAUUGCAUGCAGAGUAUUUGAAAAACGUGAUUUAUGCGAUCCUAAUCCUUGUGGUUUAAAUGCUGAGUGUAAACCAGGUUUCGACAACAUAGGUAAUGAGCGCCCGGUUUGUACUUGCCCUAAAGGAUAUUUUGGCAAUGCUCUUCAUAAGUGUACCAGAGGCGAAUGCUUUAGCGAUAGUGAAUGCCCCAACCAUUUAGCGUGUUCUCAAUAUAAAUGUGUCGAUCCAUGCAUUGGACACCCUUGCGGAAUACAAGCAAUAUGCGAGUCUCGUGAGCAUAAAGGAGUUUGUACUUGUCCUGAAGGAACCAAAGGCGAUGCAUUAGUUUCUUGCAGGCAAAGCAGACAAUAUUACGGAAGAAAUUACUUGGCUAGAUACUUUUACAAAUAA
Ctenocephalides felis (cat flea) is the source of this 1346-nucleotide messenger RNA. RefSeq names its product neurogenic locus notch homolog protein 1-like. NCBI's taxonomy places the organism in Eukaryota, Metazoa, Arthropoda, Insecta, Siphonaptera, Pulicidae. The record is from RefSeq and is a predicted model, not a curated record. The transcript has 11 exons. Bases 96 to 1346 code for a protein of 416 amino acids.